Messenger RNA from Telopea speciosissima, 811 nucleotides. Its product is annotated as CBL-interacting serine/threonine-protein kinase 24-like. NCBI's taxonomy places the organism in Eukaryota, Viridiplantae, Streptophyta, Magnoliopsida, Proteales, Proteaceae. Gene Ontology annotation, molecular function: ATP binding; protein kinase activity. Gene Ontology annotation, biological process: protein phosphorylation. The transcript is spliced from 9 exons. The record is from RefSeq and is a predicted model, not a curated record. Bases 210 to 749 code for a protein of 179 amino acids.
UAGACAACAGGCCUGUAAAUUUAAACCUCUCAAGUGUCACAAUCGAGGAGUCGAACUUGGCUUUCGCGAAACACUGUCAGCAUUUAGCAGAGCUCCUCGAUCUCACUGAUCGUCAGGUUUAUAAUUGCGUUCUUGCGAAAUUCUCUUCAUCUCCUCGGUAAUCUAGAGUAAUUGAAGGAAAUGAGCUUGAAGAAAUUGUGAAAAUAGCCAUGAGAAGGGUUGGUAAUUAUGAACUUGGUAGAACAAUCGGCGAAGGAACCUUCGCAAAGGUUAAAUUCGCGCGUAAUACAGAGACUGGGAAGAGUGUUGCCGUGAAAAUUCUGGCCAAAAGUACUAUCCUUAAGCACAGGAUGGUGGAUCAGAUUAAGAAAGAAAUAUCCAUAAUGAAGAUUGUUAGGCAUCCUAACAUAGUCAGGUUACAUGAGGUUUUGGCUAGCCGGACAAAGAUAUAUAUUAUUUUAGAAUUCGUCACUGGUGGAGAACUAUUUGAUAAAAUAGUUCAGCAAGGAAAGCUCCCUGAGGAUGAAACAAGGCAACACUUUCAACAUCUUAUAGAUGCAGUUGAUUACUGCCAUAGUAAGGGUGUGUACCACAGAGAUUUGAAGCCUGAAAAUCUUCUUCUUGAUUACCAAGGGAACUUGAAGAUUUCUGACUUUGGACUCAGUGCAUUGCCCCAACAGGGUGUUGGACUUCUUCAUACAACAUGUGGAACCCCAAAUUAUGUUGCACCAGAGGUUCAUUCUUUUUAAGCAUCUUGAAGACUAUGGAAUACUUUUGAGUUGGUUAAGGCAUUGAACUCUUAAUAGCAAGA